Peronospora matthiolae is the source of this 2007-nucleotide messenger RNA. Lineage: Eukaryota; Oomycota; Peronosporomycetes; Peronosporales; Peronosporaceae. The record is from the annotation of a GenBank genome assembly.
AUGCAGGCCUUGCUGCCCGCUCCGCUGUUACGUUCUCUACGGCGCUUUAGCGACUGCCACGAGGAUGUAAAUGCAGCAGAUGUUUCCCAGUCCUCUCCCCUGCUUCACGGUGUGCUUUUAGGGACCCAGAAGCUUGUACAGACCAGUAGAAAUGACGUACACCAGAUCGCCAUUUGGGCACUACUGCGUCAACCUUCGGACGACUGCGCUGGCCAAUCGUUUGACCGUAAUUUGCCCGGAGGUAUCUCCCGCAUUGGCAGCUUUGUAGUCGUGCGUGGAGACGCCAUUGCGGAUGAUGAAAAGACUGAAGCUGUGGCGCUUCGUGAAUCAGACAAGCAGCCGGAAGCCGCAGAGAAGGUUGUGUUGGUAUACGGGUUUAACUCGCAGACGUUGAGGGUGUUUCGGUGUAAAGAUGGGCGCGCCACGGCAUUUGAGGUCAAAGUGGUGCCGUGUUUUCAUGCUCAAGAGUUUCAUCGCGCGAUUGGCUACGCGCUACUACGUUGUGUAGUGGAUUUAGAUGCGAUUUGGGAGAAAAGCGCGUUGUCGCAGCAGCUAGAGAAGUACAAGGCUGCGGCGAAGGAUAGUGGCAACUUUUACGUGCGUGCAGCUGUCAUGGAGGGUGAGAACGGUCGGAUCUUCCGUGUGCUUAAUAGUGCGGGAGAAGACUCUCUGUCUUCGGACGCUAAGCUUGUGUCAUUAGAGGCUAUCUUGCCGACACACGAUGUUGUUGAAGACACACGUGAUACAAAGAAAACGAAGAAGAAGAAUGGCAAGAAGCAGAAGAAAGUUGACACGAAAGCAGGAUUACAGCGACACGGAAAAAAAGACGAUACGAUGGGAAUGUUACCAUCGCUGGAGUACGGUGCUAUAACAACUGUUGAUUUGAUGGUCAGUCUUGCGCCACUAGAGUCUUCUGCUGCUGCUGUCGCGCCUGUGGUUACAAUUCCGGCACUGUCUGUUUCCAGGGCGCCAAGCCGUCGCUUUGGUGCAUACUGUGAUGCUUUGGUCGUGGUGUCUGUGGACCUGCCACUCAGUGCUGCGCUAGACUUGCUUCGAGAUCAGGUGUACCUCCGGCUCUCAGAGGUUGCGGAUCGGCUGAAGGAUGCACAGGAGGCUGUGAAUUAUGUGGCAGUGCAUCAGUUCCCACUUGUUGGGGCAGCUUUUCCAUUAACCGUCGCUUCGAGCUCGGAGGAGCCGAGUGUUAGCGAGAAGGACAUGGACGAUGUGAAAGCGCUGGAGAGUUUGCACUGCGCGUUCCUGCAGCCUCUGGACCAGCCCCUAUUCUGCUUGUCUCGUGGCUGCUCGCUAGCUCAGCAAGCAGAAUGGCUUGCAACAAGUGACGUGUUGUACAAUGUACACGAAGGUGUCGCUAGCUUCGGAGGAGGUUUGCAUUGUCAAAUAGCGCUGGUCGAUGGUUUUUAUGGCUACUAUCAUUAUUUGCAGCAGGACUUGAACGACAAAGGUUGGGGCUGUGCGUACCGUUCGCUUCAGACGUUGGCAUCUUGGCUAUUUAUGCAGCACUAUACACAGCAGCGCUACCUCUCGCACCAGCAAAUCCAGAGCGUGCUUGUCAAGAUGGGCGACAAACCCACACGCUUUGAAGGGUCGACCGAAUGGAUUGGUAGUCUGGAGGUCGGAUAUGUGCUGGACGAGCUGUUUGGCGUCACCUUCCGGUCUUUGAGUGUUUCCAGUGGUGCCCAGCUGCCUGGUCUAGCGCGUGAGCUGCUUUGCCACUUUGAGACGCAGGGAACACCUGUGAUGAUGGGCGGUGGCCAGUUGGCAUUUACCCUAUUAGGCGUGGAUUACGAUCCCGAUACGGGUGUUUGCGCCUUCCUCACACUAGACCCGCACUACACGGGCAACGAAGAUCUACACACCAUUCAAAACCAAGUUCUGGUACUGGAAGGUUACAAGGCCGUCCCAUGCAGUUGGCGCAAGACAACAAGUUUUGCCAAGAACAGCUUCUACAAUCUCUGCUUGCCCCAGCGCCCGAGUGUCGACAUCUAA